Messenger RNA from Toxotes jaculatrix (banded archerfish), 1012 nucleotides. RefSeq names its product agouti-signaling protein-like. The record is from RefSeq and is a predicted model, not a curated record. Gene Ontology annotation, molecular function: neuropeptide hormone activity; type 1 melanocortin receptor binding. The transcript is spliced from 3 exons. Gene Ontology annotation, cellular component: extracellular region. Gene Ontology annotation, biological process: neuropeptide signaling pathway; positive regulation of feeding behavior; adult feeding behavior. Bases 130 to 537 code for a protein of 135 amino acids. NCBI's taxonomy places the organism in Eukaryota, Metazoa, Chordata, Actinopteri, Toxotidae.
AGAGCAGUGAGAAGCAGAGGCAGAGAAGAAGACAUCAAAAUAAGACGGAGGAUUUACGCGCUACAGCUGCCUUUCCCUAUCUGGGCUCCUUCGUGGCAUCGCAGGAUCGAGGAGCGCGGCGCAGCCAGGAUGAAGCCGGCGCUCCUGUGUUUGUGCGUCCUGCAUGUGGCCUGCGUCAGCGCCGGACUCUUCAGGCGCAACGACCUUCAGGCUGCCCACAGAAACCUGUCAGCCAUCAGGGCGCAGGCCCCUCAGAGCACAGUGUCUUUGAACCAAGGCAGACAGAGGCCACUGUUCGCAAGGAGAGGACAGUAUGAACGACAGAGUGCACCGAAAUCCAGAGUGGUUCCUGUUCCUCCAAAUGAUCCUCCUCCUAAAGUGACGGCCAACUCUGUGAAGCCUGCGUGCUCUCAGCUCACACAAAGCUGUUUACCCCAGUCUGGUUGCUGUGACCUACACGCCACGUGCCACUGCCGCUUCUUCAAUGCAAUCUGCUUCUGCCGGAGAACAAGCUCGCAACAUGAGAAGAAAACAUAAAAUAUAACUAUAGGAGGCAAAGAUGGCAGCCCGUGCAGACUGGGAACAUUUGGAGGCUUGUUAAUGAAAUGUGGUUGUUAAAGCUGAAACAAUGAGACACGGUCAGACCAAGAGCUUUUUACCUUUAAGACCAGGUGAAGUGAGACAGAGGCAGCGUUUGAACCCUCCACCUUUGGAUUAGGAAGCAAACUCUUUAUCACUGAGUCACUGGUAAAGUCAGUGCUGAGUGCAUGUAUGCAUGAACAAAAAAUAUCAAAGUGUGUAAUUGCUCAAAGCUGUUGUCACACAGCAUGUAUUAUGAUUUUACAGUUUAGAUAUUUGUAGCACAAUUUGAUGUACAUAUUUUAAAAUGGAGCUGAAUACAGUAUUUCUAAAACGAAUAAAGUAUAUUACUGCCUGCAUUCAUUCAUGUGUUCAUGUCUGGUCUUAAAUAUUUAACAAAUUAAAAUUAUAUGCAUGCUCAUUUCAAUUUGUU